GAAUGUGUGAACGCACAUAUGACGAACCACACACAACCGCUCUGAAACGGGAUGUUUCAUAGGCUGAAAACUACAACCGGACAACUGAUUUUAAAGCGGAUGCCUAUAUCAUAUCCGAAGCAUGUCAGCUUUUGUGAAUGUGAAUUGUCGACAGUAUUAUGGAGAGAGUUCAGAGGCUCAUGCUAAAGCAUAUGAAGGGCUGGAAGUGAGUUUUGGACCAGAUGGAGAUCACACUAGCAUUGGAUCCACCUUAACUCAGCCCAUCCUGACCGCUGGCUCUGAAACCCUAUUGACGGUGGAGCCAAAGGAAGACGGUGAGAGAAAUGGAAUCCCACUUGGUGGGAGACAGACUCUAGUCCUUAUGGACCCUGAUGGACAGGGAGGCAGCAUGAUCUUUGACACAUCCACUGGUAUUCUCACUGAACAGGAGGCUGAGGGUUUUGAAUAAACUCUGCUACAGAAACAACUUCUGGAACUCCACCAACAUACUGUCACAUUACGCCAAGAGAAGGAGACUAUGGAGAAGACACUACGAUCUGAGAUAAAACAGCUCAAAGAACAGGUUGCAAGCCUGGUUCAGUCUAAUGUAUGAAUUUUUGAGGAACUGCAAGCAUAUCAAUGUCCAGACCACAGCCAGCAAAAAGUUGUCAAACUUAUGGAGAGGCUUGAAGCGCAGCAUAAAGAACUCCUACAGGCCAAGCUAGCCUCACUCAGGAGAGAGAUCAGGUCUGGUGCAGAGAAUAUGCCAAUCACUGGCCACAAGGGGACACUGGAGUUCAGUGUAGAUCCAGAGAAACCGCAAACUGAAGCAAUUGGUAGCACUUUAACAGGACUGGAAGAUAUGGAUGUACAACUACAGACUGAGCUGCAAGAGGGUUUAAAAUCCUCAGAGCUGGGAAUAGAGCCAGUUUACAUGAUUCCCUGUUUGGAGAGCCCUAACUUGCACAUAGUUUUGCCAAACACUGACUUGACCACAUCCAAGGUUUUAGAGGAUAAACAGGAAGUGUCAUUGUCCCUUGUGUCACCUAAGAAACACAGCUCCAUGGAUGACCCCGAAGAGAUAGUGGAAACCAAAGUAAAGAGAGUUUGUUGAGAGUGACUUUAUAUUACAAACACUCCAUACUCCAUUCCUUUUUCUUGUCACUACUAGGAAUUGCUGUUACCUUUGCCACAAAUUUGCAGGCCAAAAAUUAUAUAUAGGGAUCUGUUCAUAUUCAAUCCUUGGCAAAAUACACAUACAAUUUUAGCUCUGUUUUUAGAGAUACAGUACUGUACCGGGCAGAAAAAAAAUCAUGUGAAUUGUUACAUUUCUAUGAUCCAACAGUUUUUCUUUUUUUACAGAAAAUCUAUUGCCCAUGAUUAUUUACACCGAUCAGCCACAACAUUAAAACCACCUGCCUGAUAUUGUGUAGGUCCCCCUCGUGCUGCCAAAACAGCACCAACCCGCAUCUCAGAAUAGCAUUCUGAGAUGGUAUUGUUCUCUCCACAAUUGUAAAGAGCGGUUAUCUGAGUUACUGUAGACUUUGUCAGUUCGAACCAGUCUGGCCAUUCUCUGUUGACCUCUCUCAUCAACAAGGCAUUUCCGUCCACAGAACUGCUGCUCACUGGAUGUUUUUUGUUUUUGGCUUCAUUCUAAGUAAAUCUAGAGACUGUUGUGUGUGAAAAUCCCAGAAGAUCAGCAGUUACAGAAAUACUCAAACCAGCCCAGUAUAUGUGUAUAUGUAAACUAUAUGACCAUAGCAGAACUGUAUAUGUUGAUGCACAGGUUGUAACCAUGCAGAUAUGUCUAGUUUAAAUGUUGGUUUAUUAUGCUACAUUGAGUUCUCACAUUGACUCAGAUGUUCUUAAGUCUCAAAGGAUGUCUGUUUUUUAUUUCUGUUUAUACAGGAUGAUUAUGAAUUCAUGAACUAAGUAAACAUUUUGUAAUAAUGAACACUUGAGUAUGAAGUUUGAUAAAUAAUGUGGCUAGAUAUAGUGGCAAUGAUCUUAAAGGGAUAGUUCACCCAUAAAUUAAAAUUCCCCCAUCAUUUACUUACCCUCAUGCCUUCCCAGAUGUGUAUUAGUUUUUUCUUCUGCUUAGGACUGAAAAGACUUCAGUAUUGAUCUCUUUCUCACCCACUAUCAUAUGGCUUCUGAAGACAUGGAUUUAACAACUGGAGUCGUAUGGAUUAAUUUUAUGCUGUUUUUAUGUCCUUUCGGAGCUUCAAAAUUUUGGUACUCAUUCACUUGCAUUGUAUGGACCUACUUAGCUGAAAUAUUCUUCUAAAAAUCUUCGUUUGUGUUCAUCAGAAGAAAGACACAUGUGGGUUGGCAUGAGUGUGAGUAAAUGAUGAGAGAAUUCUCAUUUUUGGGUGAACCUUCCUUAUAAAGUCAACAUGAAAUGGCAUCCACAACCCCAUUUUAACAGUGUUUGGACAUAUUUCCGAUAGGAACAGGACAUUCAAUAAGAAAAAAUUAGGGUGGGACUUGAUUUUAUCCAUGAGAAAUUGACUGGAUCAAAAAAAAAAAAAAAAAAGUGGGCUUAUAUCAGAAAGGAGCCUUAUAUAGGUUAUAUAACACCAAUCAUAUGAAAUCAAGGGACAAACAUUCUUUUUAAAAUUAUGAAUUUCUUAUUUUGUUUGCUUUUUGCACACUUGUUAGGCCUUACAGUAAAGUUUAACCUGAGAAAAAAUGAGUAAAAAAUAAAUAUAGAGUGGUGUACCAAAUGAAA
This is a messenger RNA of Myxocyprinus asiaticus (Chinese sucker), 2710 nucleotides long. RefSeq lists its product as uncharacterized. NCBI's taxonomy places the organism in Eukaryota, Metazoa, Chordata, Actinopteri, Cypriniformes, Catostomidae. The record is from RefSeq and is a predicted model, not a curated record.